ACUGAAGAGAUGAGGACCCUGUCCCACUACUAGAAAUGUGCUGGGACGGUCCAUUGAGCAACAGGAAGAUCACAGCACAUCGCUAUUCUCGCAAAGAUGCAUUCGGUGUCCUCCUGUCCGUCCAAGUCUUUUCAAGGUAGCCUGCCCCAUCAGUCACUGUAAAGGAGGGCCUCUGCACCUGGUCAAUCUUUGUGAAUGAGGUAUGGUCUCUGUGCCUGACAGUCCGAGUGAAGGUGUGCCCUCUGCCCCAUUAGUCCGUGUGAAGGUGUGCCCUUGUGCCCAUCAGGCCAUUGGAAGGAGGUGUGCCCUCUGCCCCAUCAGUCCCUGUGAAGGUGUGCCCUCUGUGCCCAUCCCUGUGAAGUAGAAGUGGCUUUUGAUGUUGCACAUUUUAUUUUUGCAGAAAAGAUACACGCCCCUAAUUUAAAUCUUAAGUCAAACAAUCAUGUUCCUUCUUAUUAAUUAACAAAGCUCAUUCUGAGGGUCUUUUCAGUGUGCUUCCUGUAGUCAUGACUAAGUGGUGUAUACAGUGAGCAGUAAAGGCAGAAGACAUUGUUUGGCAUCUCGUGAGAAACGUAAUGUCUUCAUUUGAUUUGCCUAAACUGCAUUUUUUUUUUCUUUCUUUUCUUCUUUCUGUCUUUUAGUGUCAUGGCUUAGAGGAUCUUCUAAGGACAAAGCUCUGAGAUUCUAGUGAAAUUCCACCAUCACAAUCGUUGCUCGCGUUCUUCAGUCAUCUGCCUGGGACACCAUUGUUGCUCUGCAGUCUACACGUCAUUGGACAACUCCAUCAGUGCCGGUGUACAGAUGCAGGGACACCUGCAAUUCCAUGUGCUUGCCUCAAAAGCGCUACCAGACUGUUUGAGAAUGACCCGCUUUCACUUAUUCACCAUUGUUCUGUUUCAAGUCUGCAUUGUCCUGCUCCCUCAGACUGAAGCUGGUCAGAACCCAGACCAUGUGCUGCAGGGGGCCGGCGGCAAGUACAGCUCAGACUCCAGAAGACCAGCUCCUGGUUCGACAGUGGAGCCUGAGGAUGCGCCACGUUUCCUCAGCUGUUACUGCUCAGGCCACUGCCCAGAGGACGCCAAGAACAGCACCUGCAUGACAAAUGGCCAGUGCUUUGCCAUCAUUGAAGAAGAUGAAAAUGGAGAUGUGUUCUUAAGUUCUGGCUGCAUGAAGUAUGAAGGCUCCCAUUUUCAGUGCAAGGAUUCGCAGUAUGCCCAGGCAAGGCGAACCAUUGAGUGUUGUCAGUCUGACUUCUGUAAUCAUGAUCUAAAGCCUGAACUUCCUCCACGAGAGCCAGAGGUGUUUCUUGCCCCUCACUGGCUGGCCUUGCUCAUCUCUGUUACGGUGUGUUGCUGUGCCCUCGUCUGCAUCACCGUGGUCUGUUACUACAGGUAUAAGUGGCAAACAGAGAGGCAGCACUACCACAGAGACUUGGAGCAGGCCGAAGCCUUCAUUCCUCCCGGAGAAUCUAUCAAAGACCUCAUCCACCAGUCUCAGAGCUCAGGCAGUGGCGCUGGGCUCCCCCUGCUGGUGCAACGUACCAUUGCGAAGCAGAUCCAGACAGUUCGUCUGAUUGGGAAGGGCCGCUGUGGCGAGGUGUGGUUGGCCCGCUGGAGGGGGGAGAAGGUGGCGGUGAAAGUGUUUUGCACCCGUGAAGAGGCCAGCUGGUUCAGAGAGACCGAGAUCUACCAGACCGUGCUUAUGAGGCAUGACAAUAUCCUGUGCUUCAUAGCAGCUGAUAUAAACGGUACAGGAGCCUCUUCCCAGAUGUACCUCAUCACAGACUACCAUGAGAACGGCUCUCUGUACGACUACCUGAAAUUCACCACCCUGGACACGCAGGCCUUGCUGAAACUGGCCUACUCUACAGCGUGCGGUCUGUGCCACCUUCAUACCGAGAUCUACGGCACGCACGGCAAACCAGCCAUCGCCCACCGGGACCUGAAGAGCAAGAACAUCCUUAUCAAGAGAAACGGCACCUGCUGCAUCGCUGACCUAGGAUUGGCUGUCAAAUUUAACAGUGACAGUAAUGAAGUUGACAUCCCUCUGAGCACUCGUACAGGAACCCGGCGCUACAUGGCUCCAGAGGUCCUCGACGAAAGCCUGAGUAAAAACCACUUCCACGCGUACGUCAUGGCCGACAUCUACAGCUACGGGCUGGUCAUGUGGGAGAUGGCGAGACGCUGUGUCACAGGAGGGAUAGUCGAGGAGUACCAGCUGCCGUACUAUGACAUGGUCCCCUCAGACCCUUCAUAUGAAGACAUGUUGCAGGUAGUGUGUGUGAAAGGCCUGCGGCCCACAGUGUCCAACAGGUGGAACAGUGACGAGUGUUUGCGGGCCAUGUUGAGGCUGAUGUCAGAAUGCUGGGCCCACAAUCCACAAUCACGCCUCACUGUUCUACGAGUCAAGAAAACAUUAGCCAAAAUGGUGGAAUUGCAAGACAUCAAAAUCUGAGCCAUGUCUGAACGGAGUUUGUUAGCAAGGCCAGUCAGAGACAGGAUCAGGCUCUGUUCAGUUUAACAUGAGCUGUGAGAGACCGAACUCGACUUCGAUGCCGUCUUUGCUCCUUCCCUGCUUGACCUCUGGAAAGCACACGGAGCCAGUUUUUUGUUUUGUUUUUGUUUUUCUUUUGCUUUCUGUGAAAGCUGUACAAUCACAGGCUUUGAACAGAUUCAGACUGCAUAUGUGAAUCUUCUAAAAGUCUUGGGAUGGACAACUGACCUCUCUGCCUUACACACCAAGCUACUUGUUUCUGUGUCAGCUGUGUAUGCAUUUGUCCUUUUUUUUUUUUUUUUGGUCUGGGAUAAACCUCAAGUUCCUGCCAUAUGGAAAAACACUUGUGACUUUUUGCCAAGCGCAAUUAUUUGUAAUGUUGGACUACACAAGCUAAAAAAUAAGAAAUAUUCUACUAAUAGUGGUCCAUGGGGCCAGACACUUCAACCUUUAAUAAAAGAGUUCCCCGGGUACGUAUGUUAAGUUAACAUUUUAAUAUAAGUAGUACUUAGCGGUCAACUACAAGUCUAAAUCCUGUCUUUCUCAGUAUUUUAAGGGAAUAUUUUGUUUGUUUGUUUUAAAGCUGUUCUUAAAAGGAUGUUUUAGAUCUGUCAGUCUGAUGGAAAACAUUAGAGUCCCUGUAUGGACUUCCCUUUGGAGUACUUAUAGACCAGAACAGAAAUACACACGAAAAACACCAGCCUUACUUUACCUUAAUUGCUUUCCGUGCCGCUGAAAAAGCAUGACAUUUACAGUCUAUUCAUUACAGGACGUUUAAACCAACAGUCCUCAUUUUGGUGGCAGACUAAUAUUUAUGCCUUUAUCAAAUUUGCCAACUUUUCACAAUGUUAUACAAAGGUAAAAAAUUACAGAAAAAUAAAUGCUGAAGUUUGAAAAAGGUAAUAAAAAUGCUCUUCAAAAAAAUAAAUUUGCUUUAAAAAUAUAAAUAUGUUAAAGAUGGAUGGAGUAACUCAAGUUCAAUGUACAAGAUGAUAAAAUGUCACAGGAAAUGGCUGCUGCAUGAGUAGUGUGUGUACUCUUUGACCAGAAGAGAAUAUUUUGGAAAAGCAGACAGUGUUUUUAUUUUUUUGUUUUUUUUUCUGUUUUUCGUUCUCAUUUCCCACUGCUAACCUUAUAACUUGCUGAAGGAUUUAGCGCUGUGAUACAUGACCCUUCUUUUUACUCCUGUUUCUCCCAGUCACACUUCUAAAAUGUUACUUUAACAAUUGAACUAGCAUCUCUAAUAUGAUGUAUAUAUUUAAAUAUUGUAUUGCCCUGCCCUAUGCUAAUGAAAGGUAAUUGUUAUGUAAUUAUUACACAACUUUUUUAAUAUAACUUCUGGUUGAAUGGGUGCCUUAUGAGCUUGCCAAGAAAGUACAAAUACAGUAUGUAUGAUACUUGUCCAAUGUAUUCAUUUUAAGUAAAUAUUUACUAUAUGAA
Ictalurus furcatus (blue catfish) is the source of this 3933-nucleotide messenger RNA. RefSeq names its product bone morphogenetic protein receptor, type IAa (gene bmpr1aa). The transcript is spliced from 11 exons. Lineage: Eukaryota; Metazoa; Chordata; Actinopteri; Siluriformes; Ictaluridae. Gene Ontology annotation, biological process: cellular response to growth factor stimulus; dorsal/ventral pattern formation; BMP signaling pathway. Bases 802 to 2454 code for a protein of 550 amino acids. Gene Ontology annotation, cellular component: plasma membrane; signaling receptor complex. Gene Ontology annotation, molecular function: transforming growth factor beta receptor activity, type I; SMAD binding; ATP binding. The record is from RefSeq and is a predicted model, not a curated record.